AUGGUCACGAGAUUAGAAUCCUUACCAACGGAAUUAUUCUUUGAAUUAUUUCAAUAUCUGUCAUCAAUUGAUUUGUAUCGAUCUUUGUAUAAUUUAAAUACGUAUAUUAAUUCAUUACUAUAUCAUAUUGAAUGGAAAAUUAAUCUUCUUAAUGUUUCUAUUGAAAAUGAUCAAAUAUUACGUCAUUAUUUGAUACCAAUAUUUUCUAAACAAAUAACAUCGGUUAAAAUUAGUAUGAAUGAUUAUGAAUCAUAUCUUCAAUUAAUACAAUUUGUUAAUUUAAAAUAUCUCAAAUUAGUUAAUCUAACAGUAUGUCCUAUUCAUAUUUUUUCAUCAUUUAAUCACUUAUCAUCAUUGGACAUUUUUACGUAUGAAUUCAAUGAUAAUUUUAAUUUUGGUGCUAUAUUAUCAAUUUCAACAUUAAAACGAUGUUCACUUUCUACAACAUGUUUUUUUACAUAUUCUAAUUUAACAUCACCAUCAUCUACUUCAAAUCUUAUAUAUUUAAAUAUUAAUCAAUGUUCAUUGAAUGAUUUAUAUGUAAUACUAAAACAUGUUCAAAAACUAAAAUAUUUAAUUAUUCAAAUGUGUGAUGAUAUUAUAGAAACAUUUUCAUUAUCAGAAAAUUUUAUAUUACCAUCAUUAAUUUAUUUUAAAUUAAUUGUUCGCUCCUAUUUAAAAUUUGAAGAAUUAGAACAAUUACUUAUGUUAUCAUUUAUCACUUUAAAACAUUUAAUAUUUUAUUCAACAAUAAGUGAAUUUACUAAUAGUAAAAAAUGGAUAAAUCUUUUAAUGAAUUUAAAUAAUUUAAAAAUAUUUGAAUGUUUUAUGUCACAAUCUGUUCGUGGUAUAGAUGAACAAGAACGACAACAAAUUCAACAAUCAUUUCAAACAUCUUAUUGGUUAAAUUGGAAUUUAACAUGUGAUUACAACAAUCAUAUACUUCGAAUAUACACAUCGAACAUGAGAAAAAUUCCUUAA
Didymodactylos carnosus is the source of this 981-nucleotide messenger RNA. The record is from the annotation of a GenBank genome assembly. Lineage: Eukaryota; Metazoa; Rotifera; Eurotatoria; Philodinida; Philodinidae.